This is a messenger RNA of Triplophysa dalaica, 1061 nucleotides long. RefSeq names its product parathyroid hormone 4 (gene pth4). The transcript is spliced from 2 exons. Gene Ontology annotation, molecular function: hormone activity; peptide hormone receptor binding. Gene Ontology annotation, biological process: bone mineralization; regulation of chondrocyte differentiation; osteoblast development. Gene Ontology annotation, cellular component: extracellular region. The record is from RefSeq and is a predicted model, not a curated record. Lineage: Eukaryota; Metazoa; Chordata; Actinopteri; Cypriniformes; Nemacheilidae. Bases 427 to 750 code for a protein of 107 amino acids.
AGUCCUUAGAGACGCUCCUGUGUUCAUGUGGAAUCGCACUGAUGAUGUCACGUGGUUUUGAGCGUCUAACAGCAUUUAAAAGUGAUCUGGAGUCGAACAAAACAUCUGAAAAACAGUCUUUAAUUGAGUUUAUAUGAUGCUCUUUUAUCUUCUCUCAAGUUUCUUGGUGGUGACAAAAACACGUUUCUCAGCACAUUGACAUUUUCUGCUUUGAGUUUGAAAUUCAACCGCACGAGUCUCUAUGAAGUUUGAUUAAUUCAUUGUAAAGGAGACGGACUGAUAAUUGGGGGUCUGACUGUGACAUCACUUCCUGUGUUUUGGAGUGCUGGGGGUCUAUAUAAACUCUGAGGGGUGACGGUCUGUCAGUCAAACACCUGCAGGAGAACAGACAGCCGUCUCACAGUCAGAGAGAGAGAGAGUUUGUGAAUGAUGUUGAAGGGUCUGAGGUCUCAUCAGCGUCUCGCUGUCGUCUUUCUGAUGGUGAUGACGGUCGUUCAGUGUCAGGACAGCGAAAGACGGGCGGUGACGGAGCAUCAGUUGAUGCAUGAUCGCGGUCGCUCCAUUCAGAGUCUGAGGCGUUUGAUCUGGCUGUCCAGCGCGAUGGAGGGUCUUCACACGGCUCAGACACGCACGCUGACCGCCGCUGACACCCGCCCGGGUCUCCUGCUCUCUCAGCCCGGCCACAGGAGGGCGCUGCUGCGGGACAUGUACACGCCUCACCUCGCUGCUGCGCUGGACGGAGAGAAAUAACAUCCGAUGACCCGAAUAAUCACUCGGCACUGCUUCGACCAAUCGCGUAUGACAUCGAAGUAAUGUGACGAUAUGAUACACGAUACAAUGAUGUCAUUGACCGAUCGGUCGAUGCGGCGCCUCGUGACGUCACCAAGUCAUUGAUUUAUAAUUCACACACAAACUGUACGUCUGUAUGUAUUGUUGAGUGCUGGAUAGCAAAUAUAUAUUCGAUCAGUUUAGUCGGUUGAGUGAUCUGAUGUGGUAUCAAACGUUCAUUGCUGUAUAUUACUGCCUAAAGAUCUUCAAGAUUUAUUUAUAACAUGAUGAAA